This is a messenger RNA of Fraxinus pennsylvanica, 1581 nucleotides long. The record is from the annotation of a GenBank genome assembly. Lineage: Eukaryota; Viridiplantae; Streptophyta; Magnoliopsida; Lamiales; Oleaceae.
AUGGCACUGUCGACGGUAAAAUCAAUCGAAACGGCACUUGACCUCAUCGACUCAAAGAAAGAGAACCUGAAGAAAGCGUUUGAGGAUUUACAGUCGCAUUCUACUGCUUUAUCCUCCUUUACUUUCACAUGGUCAGACCUCGACUCGUAUUUUUCUUCAAUUCAAUCGGACUUGCUGGAAAAAUUUUCGACUCUCCAAUCGCUCGAAUCGUCGCAGACCCAGACCCAGACCCAGAAAUUUAAACGCAAGAAACUGAAAGAUUCGGUCACCGGGGAUCCGAUUCCGGCCCGAUCUGAAUUGAAGUUAUUUUGCGAGCAGAUGGAUGGGAUGAGGUUGAGGAAGUACAUAAUUGAGCGGCACAGAGAACAGACCGCGAUCCGGGUUGAGCUGCUGGACGCGUGGAAGAGUGCGGCGGACCCGGGUGCGAUGAUUUUGGAUGCCCUGGAGGGGUUUUGUGAUGGAGGAUCAGUUUCGUCGUCGGACCUGGGUGGUUUGAGGAGGGCGUGUGUGGUAUUGUUGGAGGAAUUGAUGAAAGCCAGAGUAGAGAUUGGGCCGGAGGUUAGGGAGCGGGCGAGGGCCAUGGCGGCAGACUGGAAGGCGAAAAUAGAGGCUAACGGUGGUGGUGGGGAUGAGCGGGACGAGGAGGAAAAGGGUUUGGUGAAGUUGGGCUAUUUGCAGCUCUUGGCUACUUACGGGUUGGUGAGUGCUGGUGGGUAUGAUGUGAAUGGGCUCAUUGAUUAUGCUGUUGUGAUUGCAAGGUGUCGACAAGCUGUUGACUUGUGUCGAGCUCUUGGACUUGGCAAUAGGAUUUCUGAUGUUAUUCAGAAACUCAUCAGCAAGGGCAAACAACUUCUGGCUCUCAAAUUCAUUUUUGAAUUUGAGCUGACUGAUGAGUUUCCCCCAGUGCCAUUAUUAAAAGCCUAUGUGAUAGAUAUGGAGGAAGAUGUUCAAAAAAUUCGCAAGAGUGGCAAAAGAUCUCGUCAGUCUUUGAAUGAGGCUGUGAUGAAAGAAAUCAGUGCAUUGAAGUCAGUGAUUAAAUGCAUUGAUGAUCAUGGUCUAGAGUCUCAGUAUCCGAAACAUAUCCUUGUAACUCGUAUUGAGAAGCUGGAGAAGGAAAAGGUUGACAAGAAACACCCUGCAACAGGCCCUGUACCCAAACCUCAGCAGCAGGCAAAAAACCAGAAGCAGAGGGGAAACAAGCGAAUGAAGGCAGUUGCUCUUCCAUCAGUAACCAAAAAGAAAAAUCGAUCUAAUCCAGUUGUUCUCCCAUCACAACCAUCCCACGUGCAGACGGCAGGUUUGUUGCCAGAUCAUGCUGCUCUGCACCACAGUUCUCCUGCUGGAGUCUAUAGCAGGGCAGUACCCCACGUAGCUGCCGACAUGUAUGCUGGCUCAUCCGCUGGCGUGCAUGGGUUCACGGGAGCCCAUAUGGGCUUUUCUGGGAACCUUAAUCAAACUGCAGCCACUGCUUAUCCAUCAGAACAACAAGGGCAACCUAGUUACUAUGGCGCUGCAAUUGGUUAUGGUGGAUAUGGCAUGCCAGUACCACCUCAGUACCAUCCAGGUUACUAUCCACAGUAG